This is a messenger RNA of Andrographis paniculata, 1572 nucleotides long. Its product is annotated as MDIS1-interacting receptor like kinase 1. NCBI's taxonomy places the organism in Eukaryota, Viridiplantae, Streptophyta, Magnoliopsida, Lamiales, Acanthaceae. The record is from RefSeq and is a predicted model, not a curated record. Gene Ontology annotation, molecular function: protein binding. The coding region runs from base 79 to 1290 and encodes 403 amino acids. The transcript has a single exon.
ACCAACAAACUGACAUACACAUAUAUACAUAUACAUAUAUACAACUCUGCCUAAACUUUAUACACAGACAGUUCAAAUAUGGCCAAGAUCUGCAACUUCUUCUUCAUCUUCACUUUCUUCAUUCUAUCUUCUGAAUCUGAAGCUCAAAUUGACCCUUCCGACUUGGCUGCUCUGCGCCUCAUCAAGAAUUCACUCACCGACGUCCCAUCCGCCGCCCGCUUCUUCUCCACCUGGAACUUCUCCGCCGCCGCCGACCCAUGCGCCUCCUUCGCCGGCGUUACCUGCUCCGCCUCGCGUGUCACAAUUCUGUCCCUCGGAACGGGGAUGGCCGACUCGCCGGGACUCGCCGGAACUCUCUCGCCGGCUGUUGCCCAGCUGACGGAGCUCACCCAGUUAAUUCUCUUCGCCGGCAUUGUCACCGGCCCCAUUCCGGCGCAGCUCGGUUCGCUUCAGAGCCUCCGAGUCAUCGCCCUCACCAGCAACCGCCUGACCGGAGAAAUUCCGGCCUCAAUUUUCCGGCUCCAGAAUUUGCACACCCUCGACCUCAGCCGCAACCAGCUCGCCGGAAAUCUCCCGCCGGCGAUUGACGCCUUGCCCCGCCUCAAAGUCCUUGUCCUUGCCUCCAACCGCCUCUCCGGUCAAAUGCCCCGCCACUUCCCGGAAAAUCUCCUCCACCUCGAUGUCGGCGGCAACUUACUGUCGGGAACCCUGCCGCCGCAGAUGCCGGCGGCGCUCCGAUACCUCUCCGCCGGGAACAAUCUGAUGUCGGGGGAACUCAACGGUAUGGAAUCCCUAACCUCGCUGGCCUACCUGGACCUGAGCAUGAACAAAUUCAGCGGGCCCAUUCCCGGAGCUCUGAUCCGCCCCGCGCUGACGUCACUUUUCCUCCAACGGAACAAUUUGUCAGGCCGGGUCCCGCAGUCCCAGCCCUGGCCGGACUCGGUGGCGGGGUCCACCGUGGACCUCAGCCACAACUCCCUGACAGGGGAGCUCAGCGCCGCCCUGAUCGCGGCGGAGUCGCUGUUCCUGAACAACAACCUCCUCACCGGCGGCGUUCCCGAGGAGUACGUUGCCAGCGUCCAGAGGGGCACCAUGAAGACGCUCUACCUCCAGCAUAAUUACAUCACGGGAUUCCCGAUCCGGGUCGGGUCCGCCCUGCCGGACACCGCCGCCGUCUGCGUCUCCUACAAUUGCAUGGACGCGCCGCCGCUGGGGCUGUCGGCGUGCCCCGCCAGCGCCGGCGACCAGAUCUCCCGGCCGGCGUAUCAGUGCUCUGGAUUUCACAAUUAACGACCGUACAGAUUUUAAUUAAUUUCUUCACGUCCAUUGGCUGCUGCUGCUGUUUAAUUUUGUCCACACUCCCACAAUACACUCACACUAUACUGUAUGUAUCUAUACACUUAUAAAUUAUUUUUUUUUAUAUAAUUAAUUAAUUAAUUUUUAUAUGUGUGAUUGGAUCAGUCCGAUUGUGCCGUUACUUAAUUUCCAUACAACACGGGACCUUCACUUUAAUAGUCGCUACGUUCGUAGAAACACGCUUUUGGGCUAGACAAGUGAGAUGUAGACUUAAAG